Messenger RNA from Microplitis mediator, 1120 nucleotides. RefSeq lists its product as uncharacterized. NCBI's taxonomy places the organism in Eukaryota, Metazoa, Arthropoda, Insecta, Hymenoptera, Braconidae. The record is from RefSeq and is a predicted model, not a curated record. The transcript is spliced from 3 exons. Bases 163 to 990 code for a protein of 275 amino acids.
AAAAUUGUCAAGAUUUGUGAUUUUAAUUUUAAAAAUUGCAAAAAAUUAUAAAAACAAAAUAAAUUAAAUUUUUUUUUUAUUUAUUUCUCCCAUCCCCCUCUUUCAAAAUAAUACGUCAUUUGUUUUUUUCAUCUCUUAAAUUUUGUUAUUUUAAUAAGCAACAUGAUGGAAGAAAGUAAAGAAGAGCUAGAAUAUACUCCAGAAGAUGUUAUUAUAAUUUCAGAUCAAAAAAGUUUAAUUGAAACAUUAAUUAAAAAUUUAGGAAUUUUACGAUCGGAAAUUCGUCAUUGCAAUCUUAUUGAUUCCGAAUUUGAAACAAAUCUUGAACUUUUUAAAGAGAGUAACAAUAAUUUAAUUAUUAAAUUACAAUCUCUAAGUUGUAUUUCUGAGCAACAAAUAAAUAGCGAAAUGAAAAAUAAAAUAAGCGAAUUUGUUGAACAUGUUUAUCAAUCUUGGGAAUUUAUUAAUAAACAAAUAAGUGAAGAAUAUGCAAAAUUUUUUGUUGCCAGUCGUACUGUUUAUGGAGUUGCAUUAACAUCACUUUUACAUCAGAUAAAAAAACAAGUUGGAGCUAUUAAAAUUUCUCUUAAACUUGGAGAAUCAAUUUAUGACAAAGAAUAUAUUAUUAAAGGACACAUGUAUUGUUGUGAAUUGACUAAAUUAUUAACUCUACUGGAGGGAUGUGAUGAAAAAGUUCAACAAUAUUUAAUGAUUUCAAAGUCUAUUAGUAAUAUACAAAAACUAAAUUCAAUAAUUGAUCAUUUUUCAAUAUCUUAUAAUUUAUUAACUAAAAAUAAUUAUAACGAGGACAGUAAAGUAUUUAAUGAUUUUCUAUUUAAACUUCUUACUGGUGAAAUUUUUGGAUGGGAGCCAGUAAAUCCUGACGUAAUAUUAAAAGAAAAUAUUCCUAAAAAACCUGUUUUUAUAACAAAAAAUAAUAAUCGCCGUACGCAGUUAAAAAGUUUACAACAUUUGCCAUUGUUUCAUUAAAUAAAAAACAACAAAAGAUGUAUAUUUAUUUUAUUAAUAUGAUUAUUAUUUAUUAAAACAAAACUUUUACAAUUAUCAAUAAUAUAACAGAAAUAACUCUAUUAUUAUUAUUAUUAUUAUCAUCAUUUAU